CGUACACAGUUCCUUCUGAACUGAACUGUAUACACAGUUCAGUCAGCGGUCAGUUCGUUCUGAACCGGAUAUGUAGUUCAUAUGAACUGUUGCCCAGUAGAAAAGAACGACCGUCCGUUCACUCUUUUUGGUGAACUCGUUCUUUUGAACAGUUCAUGAACGGUUUGCUCAUCUCUAGUCCACUCCCAUUUUCGUUUGAAUGCGUUUAGGUUCGACAGUCAAACGUUGUUCUUGAAUUCACUUCGUAUGUUUUCUCGUAGUUUACUGAAACGAUAUGGUCACAAUUUCAAAAACAACUUUUAUGAAUUUUGUUCAGUGUAUAAUCAAAUGGAGCGCGUUCUCGAAGUUACAUAGAAAUCAUAUGCUAGUGCACCCAAUGGCGCGUUUUUCAAUUUGUUUUGUUCGCCAGCGUUUCGUUUGCAUUCGUUUAUUCUUUUCGCUGUUGUAUGCUUUCUCAACAAAUGAUUCAAUUUUCAACACUUAAUUUCAAUAAUUAACUCUGAGAACAAUGGAUCCUACAAUAUCUGUUUCAAAGGGAAUAUUUGUGUUCAAAAACGGCGCCACCAAAGCGAAGUCUCGUAGAAAACCACAAAAAUGCCAAAACCUACUGGAUAAAGCAACAACCAGUGCAUUCUGGUACCGUAACUACAAUAAACUGUGGUCCCAAAUUCGAAAUCACUUAGACAAGCUCCAAACGAGCAGUUACGAGAAGAUUAUGGACAAUCUGCUCGGAUUCGUCGGCGGAUGCUACCAGAGCUUCGAGUACAGUGGGGUCCUACCAACCGCUGCGCUGUUGACUGGCAUCAAUCAGAUCGACCAUUUAUCUCAGUUCGAAACGCUUGCGGAUAACAUAAGGAACAACACUUUCUCACUGGUGGUUCUCGUCCAAUCGCGAGAUUGUCCCAGUGUAAAGGUUGCCAUCGAGACGAUCGUGUCCGGCUUCGUUGAGGAACAGCGUGCUUCCGAUGAUGGGGAAAGUAAGCGACUCAAAAGGAAUCAGUUGAAUUUGCGUGUACUGCGCUCGUGGUAUCAUGAGAAGCAUCAACAUCUGGAUCGCAAGCCCAAUCUGUGCGUUAUUAUGCCAGACUUUGAGGUUUUCAGUCCGGAUGUGCUGCAGGAUUUGAUACUGAUUUUGAAUUCUUACGCGGAAGAUCUACCGUUCGUUUUGAUUUUCGGUAUAGCUACUUCCAUUGGUACGGUUCACAGUGUGCUGCCCUAUCACGUAACAAGCAAGAUAAAGCUGAGUAUUUUCCAGUCCGAGCCGUCCAUUGUUAAUUUGAACAAAAUACUCGAUAAUGUUUUUCUAACACCGUACUGUCCGUUUCAUUUAUCCGGCAAUAUGUUUGAAUUGCUGGUGGAUAUCUUUUUGUUUUACGAUUUCUCAGUUAAAGGUUUCAUCGAAGGUUUCAAGUAUGCUCUGAUGGAGCAUUACUUCCAGGGAGCUAUUUACGCUCUGUGUAGUGUGGCCAACGAUCGUGAAGAGCUCGAAGAAGCUGUCGAACAACUGAGUGCGGUGGAUGUUGAAAGCAUUCGACAGCUGCUGUCAUUCCGACCGCUGAUAGAAUCGCUCGAUAAUCCACAGGAAGUCGUUGAUUUCCUGACGAAAGACGAUUACUUACGACGGAUGCUGCCUUCCAUGUUGAUUGAGGUACACAACUUCUGGUUCACGUUCCACUGUUCGCUGGAGAUGUUGCAAGCACUGGUACAAGAUCUACCGAAAAACCCACUUGGCAAGCAGUUGAGGGAACUGUAUGCGUACUGUAUCUCGACCGACGUCACCCAAACAAGCGACUAUAAGGAGUGCAUGCAGUUGGUGGCUUUUAUGUCUAAAGAAGAAAUUCUGAGCAAGCUUAUGAACGUGCUGGAGGUGAUUUUGAAGUACACGGAGUGGAAUGACGAGGCGAGCAUUCGGGGAGAGACCAUUUUCGAGGUAGAGCCUUUGGAGCAAAUGAACAAUGACUUGGAGAAUCUCGCGAGUCAAAUCGCCCAAGCUGGCAUGGAAUUUAUCUCAGAGAAUGCCAGCGAGAUGAAUUUAGGUUCAAUCGUAUCGCCCAAUAUGGGCCGACAGGAACUGAAACAAAAACUUUUAUGUGCCGCUCGUCAGCCAAAAAUGGAAUCUGCUUUCACCAAAUGCGUACAAAGUCUUGUCUCUUACUUAACGAAUAAUGUUUUCCGCAAAUAUCUGCGCCCUCUCAGUUGCGGCCCACCGCUGAUUGAACUUUUUGUUUUCAACGAUGCGGCAACCGUUCGGAGACACAUUGUUGGAGUACCGCGUGCAGCGGUUCACACUGCGCUUAACAAUCCCCACUACUAUCUCCAGUGCGAAUGUUGCGAGCUGGAUGACGACAGAAGUUUGGUUCCAACUCUGCCGGAUUUAUCGGUGGCAUAUAAAUUGCAUUUAGAGUGUGGUCGAAUGAUAAAUCUGUUUGAUUGGCUGCAAGCGUUUCGGACUGUGGUCGAUGAGAGCAAUGCAGAGGACUCCAAAUUGGAUCCAAAGAUACAAGCUCGCUUCACUCGAGCAGUUGCUGAACUGCAAUUUCUUGGAUUCAUCAAAACUUCAAAGAAGAAAACUGAUCAUGUCACACGAUUGACUUGGUGAGAUCUUUCGUCCAUUGUUACGAAAAUCUUAUUUAUUUUUUGCAUUUAUUGUUAUUUAUUGCAUCUCAGCGUUCAAAAAAUUGAUAUUAUGUUCGGAGAAAUCCUUAAUAUACUCGUGUAUUAUUUCGACUAGCAAA
Toxorhynchites rutilus septentrionalis is the source of this 2735-nucleotide messenger RNA. It is a transcript of the gene Orc3, whose product is annotated as origin recognition complex subunit 3. Gene Ontology annotation, biological process: DNA replication; DNA replication initiation. Gene Ontology annotation, cellular component: nuclear pre-replicative complex; DNA replication preinitiation complex; nuclear origin of replication recognition complex. Gene Ontology annotation, molecular function: DNA replication origin binding. The record is from RefSeq and is a predicted model, not a curated record. The coding region runs from base 509 to 2599 and encodes 696 amino acids. The transcript has 5 exons. Lineage: Eukaryota; Metazoa; Arthropoda; Insecta; Diptera; Culicidae.